Molecule: messenger RNA, 909 nt
Organism: Chinchilla lanigera (long-tailed chinchilla)
Lineage: Eukaryota; Metazoa; Chordata; Mammalia; Rodentia; Chinchillidae
Product: vomeronasal type-1 receptor 90-like
Exons: 1
Coding region: 1-909 (302 amino acids)
Biological process (GO): G protein-coupled receptor signaling pathway
Cellular component (GO): membrane
Molecular function (GO): pheromone receptor activity
Source: RefSeq, a predicted model, not a curated record
AUGAAGAUGAAUAAAAAGAGAAAAUUUCCCAGUUAUACUGCCUUAAGAAACACAGUUUUCUUUGAAAUCACCAUUGGGAUCUCAGCCAACACUGUCCUACUUAUGUUCCACAUCCUCACAUUUCUCCUCAAGCACAGGCCCAAGCCCCUGGACCUGACUAUCGCUCAGUUGGCCCUAGUCCACCUGGUGAUGCUGGUAACUGUGGGCUUUGUAGCUGCAGACACUUUUGGAUUUGAGAACUGGGGGAAUGACCUCAUGUGUAAAACAGUUAUCUAUGCAAACAGGUUGACGAGGGCCCUCUCCAUCUGUACCACCUGCCUGCUGAGCAUCCUCCAGGCCAUCACCCUAAGCCCAAGAAAUUCUUGUCUGGCAAAAUUCAAACAUAAAUCCUCACAUUGCUACCCAUGUGGGCUUGUCUUUCUAUGGAUCUUCAAUAUGCUCCUGAAUGGUCGCUUCUUAGUCUCUAUUGGUGCCACCCCCAAUGUGACCUCUCACAGUUUCGUGUUUAUCACUGAAUCCUGCUGUCAGUGGCCCAUUAGUUACUUGUUCAGGUACAUAUUUCUCUCACUGGUGAAUGUUCAGGAUAUCUCCUUUAUAGGGCUGAUGGCUCUCUCAAGUGGGUACAUGGUGAGUCUCUUAUGCAGGCACAAGAGGCAGUUUCAGCACCUUCACAGCACCAGCCUUUCUCCAAAACUAUCUCCAGAAGAAAGGGCCACCUGGACCAUCCUUCUGUUCAUGGGUUUCUUUAUGCUCAUGUACUUUUUGGACUGUAUAAUUUUCUUAUCCUCUGGAAUACUGUUGAAAAAUGACCCAGUUCGUCAUUCUGUACAGUUGCUUGUGGGCAGUGGGUAUGCCACAAUCUCUCCAUUUGUGCUAAUGAGCACUGAAAAACGGAUGAUCAGGUGCUGA